UUCCUUCUCCCAUAUAUUUAACUAAUCAGCCUCGUGUGGCAAGAAGACGGUGUUGACCUCGCGCCGCUCACUCAACCCGCAGUUCUGCUUGCGUGAUUUUUCAAACGUUCACUGAUUUCAUAACACAAUCACGUAUCGAAUCAGCUAAUUCGGAAGAUCGCCAUUAGAGUGACAGCAUCCGCCGUGCAAAAUUUCGGUGUUAUCAAUCGAUCGCAACCUGAUUGGUGCAAGCAAUAAUACUCGAACUUAAAAGAUGAACUCCGUCACCAAAUUAAUUGUGCUCCGAGGAGCGACCCAGAGACUGCUCACCGGAGGAAUCCAGCAACGUUACCUGAGCACCGGUUCUGCGCGUCUCUGCGUGUUUAAAAUCCAAAGUCCGCAGGAGUUUCAGGAGAAAGUGAAGGACAGCAAGGAUCCCAUCAUCGUGGACUUUUUUGCGACCUGGUGCGGACCAUGUCGCAUGUUGACACCGCGAAUCGAAUCGAUCGUAGGCGAGCAGAAGGGCAAAGUGAAGCUGGCCAAGGUGGACAUUGACGAGCACACAGAGCUGGCACUUGACUACGAGGUGGCUUCGGUACCCGUUCUGUUGGCCAUUCGCAACGGAAAGGUCGAACAACGCCUGGUGGGACUGCAAGACACCGACAAGCUACGAAACUGGGUCGAGAAGGUCGUGAAAAAUGAAAAAUAGAUGGACUGUUGGGUUCCAGUGAAAGUGACCGUAGGAACAAGCAUUUUUUGGGGUUCCGCGGAGUAGACGGAGUUGAAGCCAAUACUAGAACCAUGUUGUUGAGCCUAGUUUGUAUGAUUAUCCCAUAGGGAGCAAUGAAUAUGAUGCUAUCUUGUCAGUGCGUACUAUUUUUAUCAGACGAUUCGAGAACUAUAAAAAUUAUCAAAGUAAAUAAGAA
Messenger RNA from Armigeres subalbatus, 905 nucleotides. Its product is annotated as thioredoxin, mitochondrial. The record is from RefSeq and is a predicted model, not a curated record. Gene Ontology annotation, cellular component: cytoplasm. Gene Ontology annotation, molecular function: protein-disulfide reductase activity. Lineage: Eukaryota; Metazoa; Arthropoda; Insecta; Diptera; Culicidae. The transcript has 2 exons. The coding region runs from base 254 to 688 and encodes 144 amino acids.